UUCAAAAAGCCAAAGAUAAUAAUAAUAAUAGUAUCAAUUGUCAUUUGGAGACUCAGAGCAUGGACAAUCAACGCACCCCUCUUCUAAGUUGGGCUUACUACUGCCAGGGAAAGUCAAUGGAGGAGAUGAAGCAGUCACUUUUAUACACUACUCUGGAGCUAGAACAAACAAGAGCUGCAGUUCAAGAGGAACUCAAAAAGAGGGACGAUCAACUCUUUAACCUAAAGGAACUGCUGAACAAAGUCACAAGAGAAAGAGACGAAGCACAAGAGAAAUGCCAGAGACUUGUCUUGGAGAAGUUACUUUUCCAGAACCAACCAAAACAACAACAACAACAACAACAAGCAGGUCCUGUGUCUGGAAUUUCAAGCAUUGAAGAUGAAGCAAGGAGAGGAAUUGACUCACACAAUGGCCUGUCAUCAUCAGAUUGUGAAGAAAGCAUUGUUUCCUCUCCAGUUAUUGACCAUUUGCCACAAACCCAAAUGAUUGAGUUAGUAGCAACAGAUAAACCGUUACCAGAAAAAGGUAAGCUUUUACAAGCAGUGAUGAAAGCUGGUCCUCUCCUUCAAACCCUUCUCCUUGCAGGACCACUUCCUCAAUGGAGACACCCACCACCACCACUUGAAUCCUUUCAGAUUCCCCCAGUGACCAUUCCUUCACCGUCACCGUCACCGCCACAACAGACACAGCCACCGCAGCUCCUCCACCAAGAUUCCUUCAUUAUCUCUAACGGGAACAGCACUCCCUCCUCCAACUGCGGAAGAGUCAAUAGAAAAAGGGUUCUCUUUGAAGACUCUGAUUCUCCCACUCAUACCACCUACCAAAGAAUUGUAUUCCACUGA
Gastrolobium bilobum is the source of this 842-nucleotide messenger RNA. RefSeq lists its product as uncharacterized. The record is from RefSeq and is a predicted model, not a curated record. Bases 60 to 842 code for a protein of 260 amino acids. Lineage: Eukaryota; Viridiplantae; Streptophyta; Magnoliopsida; Fabales; Fabaceae. The transcript has 2 exons.